AUGUGGGAGGCCCUUCAGGAUGACGAAGGGCGGACCUACUACUACAACCAAGACACCCAGGAGACGCUGUGGGAGCUUCCCGAAGGGGCUGAGCUCAAACAGGAAGACUCGGCCGAGCCUAUCCGCCGCAUAGGCGAGUGGCUGGUGUACACUACUGAUGACGGCCGUGAGUACUAUUACAACGAAACUACCGGUGAAACCACCUGGGACAACCCUGAAACGACCCCUGAAAACGAAGCGGAGCUGGAGCUUGAUGCUGAGCUCAAAAAGCAGCCGAUUGAGGAACUCCCACAAGUGAAAAGUGAAGACGCUGAAGCCACAUUUAAAAAGCUUCUCAGCGAUAAUAACAUUGACGCCACGGUGCUGUUCCAAAAGACAAUGACGAUGCUCAUUUCUAAACCCGAGUACUGGGCCGUUUCUGACUCCCUCCGGCGUAAACAGAUCUACGAUGAGUAUUUGGCUGAGCUCGCAGAGAAACAAGUGUCGUCACGGUCAGAAGCGGUGGCAAACUUCAAACAAAACUUUCACGACGUUCUCGAUAAGUAUGUCGCUUCCGAGAAUCUUGAUCAUAACACGCGAUGGUCUACGAUCAAACGACAAUUGGAAAGCGACGAUAAUCCAUUAUACAAGCACGCAGUGGUGCCUGAAGACCAGGUGGUGGGCAUUUUCUACGAGUAUAGAGAUAAUUUGAAGAAGGCUCACGAGGAGCAAGAGCAGGCUCAAAAGAAGCAAGCACUCAGCGAGCUCGAGACGUACCUCGUCGAUGUCAACCCUGAGCUCACGCAGACGUCUGCUGACUGGGAGCAAUUGUGGCAAGCACUUCAAAACGAUCCUCGCUAUCAAGCUAAUCGCCACUUUGACGUAUUAGCCCCGGCUGACGUGUUGGAGCUUUAUAGUACAAAAAUUCUCCCCGUCAUAGUGAGCAAUCUUCAAAAGAAGGUGGAUGCUCAGCGCAAAGUGAACCAGAGACGGGACCGAAAGGCGCGGGACGCCGUUAAGCAGGUCCUUGCUGGUCUCGACAUCAAGGCGACGCUGAAGUUUAGCGAGGUGUGGCCUAAGUUGGCUAAUGAUCCCGCGGUGAGGGAUCUCGCUGGACGCAAUGGCUCUCUGGUUCCGGAGUUGUUUUGGGAUAUUGUCGAUGAGAAAGCCCAGACAUUGCGGGUGGCGGUGGACAUGGUGAGUGAGGUACUCGCCACUCAAGGCCACGGUUAUCUUAAGGGCUUAUCUUCGGCUGACGAUCUAGAAAAAGCACUCAAAUCAAGUGACGAUACACGAGUGUCUCAAUUGGACAUUGAGAUGGCAUUGCUUUGGGAACAGCUUGUUGCAAAACGUGAUUCUGUAUAUGCUCAGGAGGAAACAAAAUUGGCCACAUCCAUGGCCAAGGAAGGGAAGGCACUCGAUGACAAUGACCCUUUAGUCAAAGAGCUUGUUGAGAAAUUCUUUGGCAACGAUUCAGAACGUUUCAAGCAAGCUAUCCAACGCAUUGGUGCCUCAUUGGCAAAACGCAAACGGCCAGCUGAAGACGAUGACAAAAAGAAGAAACGAGUGGUUCUUAACUAUUAA
Messenger RNA from Diutina rugosa, 1563 nucleotides. RefSeq lists its product as uncharacterized. The coding region runs from base 1 to 1563 and encodes 520 amino acids. The transcript has a single exon. Gene Ontology annotation, biological process: mRNA cis splicing, via spliceosome. The record is from RefSeq and is a predicted model, not a curated record. Gene Ontology annotation, cellular component: U1 snRNP; U2-type prespliceosome. Gene Ontology annotation, molecular function: RNA binding; protein binding. NCBI's taxonomy places the organism in Eukaryota, Fungi, Ascomycota, Pichiomycetes, Serinales, Debaryomycetaceae.